Messenger RNA from Hevea brasiliensis (rubber tree), 441 nucleotides. RefSeq lists its product as uncharacterized. The record is from RefSeq and is a predicted model, not a curated record. The coding region runs from base 1 to 441 and encodes 146 amino acids. Lineage: Eukaryota; Viridiplantae; Streptophyta; Magnoliopsida; Malpighiales; Euphorbiaceae. The transcript is spliced from 2 exons.
AUGGUUUUGAAGAAGUUGGCCUCCCUUAUCUACAACUUCAUUGCUCUGAGAAGGUAUCUAAGGAUUAAAGAUGUAACAACUUACGAAGCAAUGGCAUUGGAUGUUUCGGAGAAUGCAAAGGAGGCCAUGCUUAAAUCCGCAGGAGAAUCAAGCUCAGCCAAGGAUAUGGAGGCUGAGGGUGAAUACUGUUGCGUUUGCUUGUCGAGAAUGAAUGGAGGAGACAACAUGCGGGUGCUACCUUGUCUGCAUAAGUUCCAUAAGUUUUGCAUUGAGAGAUGGUUCGAUGUGUACCAGAAAACAUGUCCUGUAUGCCGGUUUGCAAUGGGGGAAGAGGAGAGGUCAUACAACAGAGAAGAGCAGCUAACUGAAGAGAUGAAACAGACAUGUAACUGUUUGACUGUUAGCAUAAAAGACUGCUUGGAUUCUAAGCUUCGGUGCUAG